CUGUCAACUGACAGUUUGAAUUUGAUGACGGAAAGAAAAAGGUUAUAAACAGAAUAGGAGGGUAUUUUAUAAUUGCGCUCAAAUAAAUGGUAUUUAUAAAUCGUGAAUCCUACAAAUAGUGAAUUUAUAUUGUAUAAUAGUGAAAGUGUAAAUUAUAGUAAUUUGUUUUGUGUAGAGUCUGAUACCUCAAACGCAACGUGUCCUAGGUUAGGCCGUUAGCGAAACAUGUUAGUACAAUACUUAGAAUAACAUGACUGAAAGGAAAAUGUGCAAGUUCUACAAUUUAAACGUGCCUGAACGACGAAUGGGAGAGGGUGGCGUGGGGGGUGGCGCCGCUCAGAAUCAUGGGAAUCACGAAGAUGAUGAUAGGAAUCCAGACGACCCAAUACCACCUUUUGUGCCUCCACACGAACACAAACUGGAGUACAGCUAUUGGAUGUGGUUCUCGCGGCGGCCUCCCGCCCGCGAACUCUCCGCCUCCACCACUGGUUAUGGGCAGGCACUUCGCCUGGUGGGUCGCGUGGGCAGCGUGGAGCAGUGGUGGGGGCUGUAUUCGCACCUGGCGCGGCCGGCCGAGCUGCCGCCGUUGUCCGACCUCCACCUGUUCAAGCUCGGCAUCAAGCCCAUGUGGGAAGACCCAGCCAAUGUCAACGGGGGCAAGUGGGUGGUGAGGCUGCGUAAGGCGCAGACGGGCCGCGCGUGGGAGGACCUGUGCAUGGCGAUGCUGGGCGAGCAGUUCAUGGUGGGCGCCGAGCUCUGCGGCGUCGUGCUGUCCGUGCGCUUCCAGGAGGACCACCUAGCCGUGUGGCACCGGACGGCGGCCGACACGGCGGCGGCGGGCCGCGUGCGAGACGCGCUCCGCCGCAUUCUGCAGCUGCCGCUAUCCGUGCCGAUCGAGUACAAGGCGCACGGCGACUGUCUCCGCGCCACCGCCGACCGCGAGCAAAACUCGCACGCGCCGCUGCAUAACUCGCACAACAACCACGAGCGCUCGUAGCGCCACGCCCGGCCCCCCCGCGGCCCCCCGACCCGCGGGUGACCCCCCGUCGCCUUGGUUGCGAUUUUUUACCCGCUUCAGACGACUGAGGGUAGUUGACACCGUAACCAAUAGUUCUGAAACUUAAAUGGCAAACAUCAGAAGUAAUAACCAAUUGACAGCGUCCUCCUGUAAAUGACAUUUCAGUGUUUUCAAACGUGACAAAAUUCGGAACUAAUAACCCGGUUUUCUCUCCCUCUAUUGCAUUCUUGUCAAUGUUACAGCAGUGUUGGACAACUAUACAAAACUUUAAAAAACAGUGCAUCAAACCCUGAAAAGCGUUUUCAAUGCUGUGUGAUAUGAAUUUUAAUUCAAUUUAAUUCGCGAACUGCUGACGUCGUAAUCCGUUUUGCCAUAGAUGCGUUUUGGCAGCUCAAAAAAUUAUUUCAAUUGACUAGCGUGUCAACUACUAUCAGACAACGCCAAUCAGUAAACCUAAACAUUCUUUGUCUAUCCAAAAUAUCUUUUAUGAAAAUUCUCAUAUGAAAUCUUUCUUUUUUCUCAUUUCAUAAGCGCAUUUCAAGACUGUACCUGUGUUAUGUGCGAAGUUGUUUUAAAACGUUAGUGUUGGUUGUGAAUAUAGUAUGAACAACCGCUAAGACAUACCAAGGCGGCGUUUAGGGCGCCUUCAAUUAGUCGUGAAUAAGAACGCUGCAAAAACGCUUAAGACGUGCUUCUUACGAGUCAGUUAUGCGAUGAAUUUUGUUGAAAAAACCUUUACUCGUCUAUCAAUAUUUUUCACUAGUUGUGACUGCCAGUCGAGCACGUGUAUUGCAAUAAUAGUUUUAAAGCAGCGCUCGAUCACCCCCUAAUUUGAAGGCGUCCUUAUGUCACGUUACCCGUGUGGUCACCCUAUUGCCGUGCCCCUUCCAGUGUGAAACAGGCCGAAUGUCAAACCCGACAGAUCCUAUUUCCCGGUUCGUGCCUCAAUAUAUUCCGUAAUUCCAUUCAAGUAUUACGUUUGCGAGAUAUUAUUUUAAUCUCCCAGGGCAACGGUUUUCUCGAGAAAACUAAGGCCGCUUUUCAAAUAUGUAGUAUAAAUUAAUGAACUGAAUGUAGAAAAUGAUUAAAAAUAUACAAAUGGGCCCCCGAAUAGGGUUCCCGAUUUAUUUAAAAAUGUGUUGUCAAAUAAUUUCAUGUAUUCCUUAUUUUUUUAUUCGCCCCCAAUGUACUGCAACGUAAUAUUUGAAAGGCUGUUCGAUCCGAACUCACUACCGACGGUUUUUCAUUGUAGAUAGUAAAACUUGUUACUGUAUGUUGUUAAAGUCACUCGCAGCGAAUGAUUAAGGGUUAAACAUUUAUUCUAAAACGAACCGUAUUAAAAUAGCCCUAAGUUGUAAUUUGAGGUAGAUACAUUCGUGUAAUUUUCCUAAAGAUGUCGAAGUGUAAAUUAGUUUAGGUUUUUUGUCACAUCUUCCAGUGCCGUGAGUUGCGUUAGCUAGUCAGGUGGCGGGCCCGGGCCACCCGUCGGUACGUUCGGCGAGUGACGUCACGUCUCGCGAGUCGCGGCGCCGCGUUGUAAUUAUACGUUAUACGUCAGCACCGGCCGCCACUGCCGGCAAACAUCCCGUCAUGUACAGUAAAAGAACUGCAUACAAAUAAAGAAUCAGACUUUGUAUACUUUCAA
Messenger RNA from Ostrinia furnacalis (Asian corn borer), 2663 nucleotides. RefSeq names its product eukaryotic translation initiation factor 4E homologous protein (gene eIF4EHP). Bases 251 to 997 code for a protein of 248 amino acids. Gene Ontology annotation, biological process: translational initiation. The transcript is spliced from 4 exons. NCBI's taxonomy places the organism in Eukaryota, Metazoa, Arthropoda, Insecta, Lepidoptera, Crambidae. The record is from RefSeq and is a predicted model, not a curated record. Gene Ontology annotation, molecular function: RNA 7-methylguanosine cap binding; translation initiation factor activity. Gene Ontology annotation, cellular component: cytoplasm; eukaryotic translation initiation factor 4F complex.